ACGAUUCUAGGGGGCAGGGCGGGGCAGCGUCUCUCUAUCUGGGCCAUUGGCCGUGGGAGCCAUGAUCCUACACCAGGCUUCUGCCCAUCCCCGCCCCCCUCCCCACCCUUAUCUCCACUCCCCAGCCCCGGUGCUCUCCUGUACCAGCGCUGACUGAGCCCGGCCUCCCUGCUGUUCUAGCCCCCGGCUGCUCCGCCAUCUUCACCCCCCUCUCGGGUCGGUUUUGUCUGCAAACGCAGCCGAGAUGCCGCUGGAAGGGGAGCCCAGCAGCCUGGCUAAAGUCGCUCAGCUCUUCAUCCUGUCUCUGGCCUGGGGGAUGCAGAUAUGGGUCACCUUCAUCUCAGGGUUUGUGCUGAUCCGGAGCGUGAGCCGACACACCUUCGGCCUCGUCCAGAGCAAGCUCUUCCCCUUCUACUUCUACACCCUGGUGGCCUGCGCCUUCCUCAACCUCUCCAUCUUCGCCUGCUACCACCCCCGAGAGCUGCUGAGCAGUGGGGAGACCCUGCAGGGCUCGCUCUACUUCGUCUGCCUUCUCCUGGCCAGUGUUAAUGCCCUGGGCUUGUCCCCGGCCACCACGGCAGCCAUGUUCCAGUUGCAGGCCAUCGAGCGGGAGCACGGCCUGGGCGGGGAGGUGGGACUGGCGGCCCGGCGUGAGACGUACCAGCAGCUGCGGGAGAGGGACCCCAAGUACCAGGCCGCGCGGCAGACGUUCUUCAAACGCCACGGCCUGUCGACCCUCUGCAACCUCGUCUGCCUUGCCUGCAACGGAGUCAACCUGCUGUGCAUGGCGCUGCACCUCAGCAGCCUGUAGGCGGGGGCCCUGCCCGCGGGGAGGGGGCAGCGGCAUUGUCGUUGGGGGGCGGGGACCCACUCACUAGGUGGGACUUGAUUGAGCGAGGGGCUUGGCAGUCCCUGCCCCCACCGGGGUCUGAUUGGUGUCGCUUUCUAAGCCUGUAUCCCACGUCUGGCACCAGCUGGAUGUUCAUGUGUUGGGCGGGGCGGGGGACGCAACCGACUUGGUGACUCAGCAGUGCUUUUCCCUGUUCU
Mauremys mutica (yellowpond turtle) is the source of this 1047-nucleotide messenger RNA. Its product is annotated as transmembrane protein 205-like. The coding region runs from base 245 to 811 and encodes 188 amino acids. The record is from RefSeq and is a predicted model, not a curated record. Lineage: Eukaryota; Metazoa; Chordata; Testudines; Geoemydidae. The transcript is spliced from 4 exons.